Molecule: messenger RNA, 2593 nt
Organism: Liolophura sinensis
Lineage: Eukaryota; Metazoa; Mollusca; Polyplacophora; Chitonida; Chitonidae
Product: L-threonine ammonia-lyase-like
Exons: 13
Coding region: 344-1690 (448 amino acids)
Biological process (GO): L-threonine catabolic process; L-serine catabolic process
Molecular function (GO): L-serine ammonia-lyase activity; threonine deaminase activity
Source: RefSeq, a predicted model, not a curated record
CCAACAUGUUGACAGCCAAGAAAACAAAACAACUGUUCAACGUUUAACUUCACCACGAAAUAACUUCGUUGUGACACUUUAGGAGGGGUGAAAAUCAACAAAAGUGGCUCAGUUUUGUGCGAAAACAUAGUUUGUGUCCUGGUCCACGAGAAAAAUCCUCAGCAAAACCGCGGUGCGGUGUGUCGUCUGCUCGUCGGUCUGACACUGAAUAAGUUGAUGGUCCGCCGAAAUUUGUGUCCAUCUUGUCUACGUGUAUGAUACCAGAGCCAGAGGAAGACAAGUAUGCCAGUUCUUGGCAUAUUGAUUGUUAUUGCAGGUUUUAUUGUGGCUGAAGGGUUUCACAAUGGGUGAUGCCAAUCAUAUAUCUGAGCCCUCAGAAGUGGAGGUGCCUGACGUAUCAUCACUACAGGUGACACACACUGAACAAACAAGCCAGCAACACCUGGACCCCCAGUGUGACCCAGAUAAUCCAGUCGCUGUCAAAUUCCAGGAGGUCAGCGCAGCAGCUUUCAAGAUUAAAGGUGGCAUCCAGAAUACUCCGUGUAAUCACUCUCAGAUGUCUAGUUUUUUGGGAAUGGAUAUUUAUUUCAAAAAGGAGUUUCUCCAAUAUACUGGCAGCUUCAAAGAAAGAGGCGCAAGAUACACAUUAAUGUCAUUACCCAAAGAGCUUCAGGCAAAAGGCGUGAUAGCAGCCAGUGCAGGUAACCAUGCCUUGGCUUUGUCUUAUCAUGGCAUGAAGUUAGGAAUCCCUGUCACAGUGGUCAUGCCAAUUGUGGCCCCACUCAUGAAGGUUCAGUCUUGUAAACAGUUUGGUGCGACAGUCAUUAUCCAGGGGGCUGACAUAGGGGAGUCAAAACAGUAUGCUAUGACAUUAGCCAGUGAAAGAGGGCUCACUUAUAUCAAUGGGUAUGACCACCCUCAUAUUCUGGCAGGCCAGGGUACGAUGGGGCUGGAGAUUGUUGAGCAGGUACCUGACGUGGAUGCCUGCAUCAUACCUGUCGGGGGAGGAGGAUUAAUAGCUGGAACAGCCCUCGCCAUUAAAAGCCUUUAUCCAAAUGUCCAGAUCAUUGGAGCCGAGUCUGAGAGAUGUGCUAGUUUCUCUGAAGCGUUAAAGGUCGGCCAUCCCUCAUACACACAACCUUCGGCAACACUUGCAGAUGGUCUGGCUGUUCCUAUUGUGGGUGUGAAUGCCUUUGCCACAGCCAGACCUCUCAUAGACAAAAUGGUAGUGGUCAGGGAAGAGUUUAUAGCCCUGGCCAUCCUGCGCCUCAUUGAGCUGGAGAAGGCUGUAGUGGAGGGGGCGGGAGCUACAGGCCUGGCUGCUGUGUUACAAGGACUCCUGCCAGAGCUCCAGGGCAAAAAGGUUGUGAUCGCCUUGUGUGGAGGCAACAUAGAUACAACAGCUCUGGGACGUGUGAUAGAGAGGGGCCUGGCGGCAGAUGGUAGACUGAUCAGGUUUGUGGUGACUGUGAGUGACAGGCCAGGGGGAAUAGCUGAGAUCACACGCCUCAUGGCACAGCUCGGGGUCAGUAUCAAGGAUAUUUUUCAUGAAAGGGCAUGGCUGAAGGCAGACAUAUUUUCAGUUCAGGUGAAAUGUGUGGUGGAGACCCGGGACCAGGAUCAUGCUGAUGAAUUGGAGAAGACCCUACGCCAGCAGUACACAGAUGUUGUCUGGGGGGCAGUCAACUGAAAAGGGGUCUUACCAGGCUAAGCAUUUAAUCUGUUUACAUAAAUCUGCCAGGAUGUAUGUAAUCCCUUUCUUGUUUACCAGCGUACAUGUGAAUGUUGUAACUUUGUUGGAGACAAAUGCUGAUUUCAAUUCCAGUGUAUUUAGAUGAGUGUAUUGUACAAGGUUAUGAGAUAUGCAAGUUCCAUUUCAUGUAAGCUAAGGCUAAGCAGAUAUGUUUCAGUUAGGAAACAGUGACUUCUUCCAGUAUUGUAGCCUGUAUCUCAUGAAAAUACUGACACUGAUGCAUAAGAUUGAGAUGGUUCAAAUGUUAAAUGGUAAUUAAAAUAAAUUUCCAGGAGCUUUCCUUUUAACGAGGCUAACAGAAUAAUCUCAUUAGGAUUUAACCAUCAAUUACAUUACUACUGCUCACCAGAUUUGAAGGGUAGAGUUACCACUCUCAACUAGAUUUUUUAAAAAUCUCAUCUUUUAUUGUUGCAAGUGUUUUACUGUACUAGUCCAGAGCUCCCUACAUUUUAGUAGUGUGUUUUUCUCAGGUGGUUUAUUUUUGUGAACAUGCAUGUACUUAUAUAGAGGUGUUGGAAUUUGAGAUGAAAUGACAGCCAUAAUAAACCCUAUUAAUCACCUGCAUGAUACUGUCCAUCAUACCAACUUACUAUUUAUUCUUGACAUAUGAUGCCAAAUACUUGUGGUAAGUCACAGAUCUAGAGCAUGGGAUUCCUGUCAUCAGUUAGAGACGUUUCAUCUUCAGUACAUUCUAUUAUUAUAUUUGCUGUUAUUUUUAAAAGGCACAAUUCAGUUUUUCUCUUCAUGUUUUCCUUGUUUAUUGUUCUAUAUGUGUACUUACCACUGACAGGUUGUCAAGAUUAUAUCUAAAUGCAUACAUGUGUGCACACACACACACAC